Molecule: messenger RNA, 6514 nt
Organism: Thrips palmi
Lineage: Eukaryota; Metazoa; Arthropoda; Insecta; Thysanoptera; Thripidae
Exons: 16
Coding region: 325-6114 (1929 amino acids)
Biological process (GO): cilium assembly; centriole elongation
Cellular component (GO): centriole; centriolar satellite
Source: RefSeq, a predicted model, not a curated record
UUUGAUCUUCCAUUUUUUGACACUAAUUUUGUUCUGAAGACCGGCUACCAAUACGUAUAAUCAUCAAAAUGGAGUAUUCCGAGAUUCCACCUAGUCGUUGAGUGUGCGUGAAUUUCUCAUAGUGCCAGAAAGUGCCGGCUGCUGGUAACCUGCACCGGCGUUGUUUGUUGUUGUUUGGGGCUUUAGGUUGUGGCGCUAGAAUGAAAUUUGACAUGACUGCUCGACCGCUUGUGAAACAUGUCCCGAAAGACCGACGCUCUGUCCACUGGUCAUGAAUGGGGUGCACUUUAGGUGACAACUGUUGCGUCGCGUUCGGUCAACGCAAUGGCAGAGGACAGGACGACUGUUGCGGGCCUGACGCUCCCACCAAAAGUCGUUGGGGAUGUGAGCGGGCAUUUGGUUAUGAAAGUGGAUGAAGUUUUGUGGGCCCGAAAACCUCCUGGAGAGGUGUCGGCGGUUGUCUUAUGGUGGGGUGGAGAAGAGCCUACGACCUUCAGACCGACAGACGUUGCUCAAGAAACUAUAAGAAAGAGGAACACUGGUGUCAUCUAUGAAAUCCGAACUUCACCAGCUUUGUUUGAGAAGUACCUUCAUAAAUGUGGCAGCCUUGAAAUCGCAAUGGCAGACAAAUACGGCAUGCCCAUUGGAUGUGUUAGUGUUCCAAAUUUGUGGCAAAUGUUUGGCUCUUGUCCGUAUCAGGGGUACUAUCCCAUUGUCAACAAUUUUGGGAACCGUAUUGGUGAUCUUCAUGUCAGCUUCAACUUGCGUAUGUCUGCAAGUAUUGACCCCAAAUCAACGUCCUAUAAAAAUUCUGUGAAAACUAAGGUACUGCAAAAACCAACAUCUGUGAAGCAGUCACAAUUUUCUAAAGAAGCUAAAACAAAGAGUAAUGAGAAAGUAGUCAAUGAAACUAUUUCAAAACGUGAAGUUUCAAGUGUAUCAGCUCAAAAAUGUGAUUCCAAUGAUGAUUAUUUUGUGAAUGUAGAAAGCCUAGAUUCAGUCCAAAAUAGAGUGUCUCCAACAAGCAAUAUAAUUUCUCAAAUACUCGAACAUGGGACUAGACUAAGAGAUGCAAUGACUGCCUCAGUGAUGGAAGAUGGCGUCCCAUUAGAUUUGAAAAGUAUUCCUAACUUCAAUCUGCUCUCAUCUGACAUACUGAAAGAUGUGAGAGUUCCGCAAACUCUUGACACAUUACCUACCAAUCAACUGGGUCCUUCCCAUCAAAACUCAGGUGUAAAAAAAAUAAGUCCAGUCUCUGAGAAAAAAGUCCUUGAUUAUUUAUCUGGUAAACCAAUGUCUUCAAUGGAGGAGGAAGAAGCGCUUUCUGCUUUACGAAAUAUUACUCCUACUAAAGAUAUAUUGGAAAGUGUUGUGCCCGACAUCUAUGGAGAAUCCAAAGUGAGACUGGAGCUGCAGGAGUCACCAAAGUCAAGAGAGAAUAUGCCUGAAGAUUCAGCUGAGACAAAUGAAAUAAAUGCUCCCAUCAAUGGGAAUGAAUGUUCUUUCGAAGUUGACUCUCAACUUCUCUCCCAAGUCAAUUGUUUACGUGUAACCGUCCAUAGCUUGGUUUUAAAUUCUGUUGGGAUUAAGAGAAUAGGAAAUGCCCCCAAGAAGAAGAGUUCUGCCAGUCACUCCAAUAUUUCAUUGCAACCACCAGGUGUCACCUAUUUUGUAGAAUACAAGUUCCCUCUGGUGCCAGAGUCUCGCUCAUGGGAAUCAGACGUGCGUUAUUGUUCAAAACGGUUUAAUGGACAUGAGGUUACUUUUGGAGAUCGUACUGUUCAUAAUAUUCCUGAGACAUGGCGUUGUUCUUUACCUGAAGAAACAAACUUGUGCAGCCUCAUUUCAGCUCUAUCCUUUAAAGUUUGUGCUCGACAUCUGCAUCAGCGUGUUCCUGUGUACUUGGGUUCUGCCGCACCAAAUUCUGCCAAAGAACUUGUCAAUUCAUUACACCUUCGUCAUGACUUUGAUCUCCCUGUUAUUGCUACUGAUUGUCUUCCUGUUGCUCAGUUGAAAAUUUGUUUUGAGUUGGGACGUGAUCGAAUACACUUCGGAGGCUUGCUUGAUCCAGAAAACAAUUCACUUGGCAUCAGAAGUCCAAGAAAAACGUCUUCUGCUUCCAAAAAAAGCCAGGUUUCUCUGAAAAAUGCUUCAAACAAAAAGGCUGGUAGAAGUGUUACUACAGUUACAAGAAAUAUUCACUCUAAACAUUCCUCUGUCUAUAAAUGGAAGUCUGGAGUUCCUCGUCAAGUUUCCCAAGCGGAUCAAGUAAUCAAACGACUUGUGGCGCAGGCCAACAACGCUUCAAAGCCUUCCCAUCUAUCGGACUCUUCUAGUGCUCAAUCAUCAGCACGGCCAAAGCUGAAAUCACACAGCUCCUCCCUCUCAACAAAAGACCAGAGUUUAGCAUAUGUGCCUAGCAGCAAGUCUAGCCUUCCCAAACAACAUGCCAAUGUCCAGGAUACUGGGCAGCUCUUGAAGCAUGAAUUAGCUGUUGCUAUUAUUCAAGUUAUAGAUUCGAAUUAUUUAAAAAGUUCUGUUGCUGAGGAUAGAAGUUUCUACAUAUCGUACAAGUUCCCAGUAUCAAAUACCUUGAAGAAUGAUUUUGUUGAUUGGAAUACUUGUAGCACUGAGCCAUCAGAAGGCGCUGAUGGAACCUGGCAAAAGUCUCAGAAUAAAAUUCAUACUGCUGUUCUGCCCAAACAUAAAGCAUUCCAUGUUUUCCUUGAGCAAGCCUUUAAACUUCAGGGAAUGCAGAAAAGGGCUUGUGUUGUUUUUACACUAAACUUAAGGACCUACGGUGAAGAAGUGAAAGAUUUCAUGGUUGCGGAGGCCUUCUUACCUCUAACCUGCAUGUUAACUCUUGAAGAUGCAUACAAUGAUGCAUCAAAAAAUAGUGCGAACUUUUCUCAAUCGUCCUGUUCAAGUGUUGUUUUAGACUUGCCUUUUCAAGACUUGUCGAAACAAUGCCAGAAACCCACAGAGAAUAGUGGUUCUUUAAGAUUAAAACUAGACUAUCGUCAUUCUGUUGUCAACCUCAUGCAAAAGGGCCAUUUACCUCGAAGUAGAGGAGAUUCUAUAACGGAGAAUCUACCUUCUUAUGAUUUGGUAGAAACACGCUUUCAAAAACAGAAACCAGAAAUUGAUGUUGUUUUGAGUGAGUCUUUUGAUUUAUCCACAACUGUUCCAAAUUGGGCCAAAGAUAAAAAGUUCCCUUCAUCACAGCUGGAUGACACCUUUCUGAUUGGCAAAAAAGUGCGCCCAGAGUCUUACUGUACUGAAGGUAUUAGACAAAAUAAUACAAAUUCUAGCCCAAGAAAUAUUCAUGCAUCCUGGGAACCUGUUGAUGAGCGCACUGCUAGAUCAAGGAUACCCAGCAGAAUGUCAGACAGUGCAUACCAGCUGAGCCCUUCAUGCAAUUCAGAAAACAACCAAAGUAUUGCUGAUAUGAUUGACAUGACAAAGGGGAUGAGUCAAUGUGCUCUGAAUAAAAAUAGUCACUCUGUCAAUGUCAGUUCUCGGCCUUUGAGAGUAGAGGAUUCUUUUGACCGUGCCACUCCAAGGAAUGCAAGUUUUACUUCCCAAGGGAAAAUGAAAAAAGUUGUUGAUGCUGUAACCAGCACCAGCCCUUCCUUACAGCACAAUCAUACUUCCAGCAGAGGUACCAGUCCAAUAGCUUCAUCGAAGCUGGUUUCAAAAAUUUCUGAUUGUGUGCAUACAGCGACUAGCACAGAAAAGGUUUCUGCUCGAGAUAAAUCUCAACAAGUGAUCAUCGAAAGUACUUCUCAAGGAAGUCAAACCACACCCAGAGAAAGGAAGGAAACCUCCCAAAGGGACGUUGGAACUUCUGCUGAUCUACCGGGGAAUCAAAAUGGGGAGCGAUCACCAUCUAAAAGUGAAUUUACUACCAUUGUGCUACCACAGCGGAGUAUUGAUGAUGUGGAAACUUUAGAAAUCGUAUCAGAACAAGGCUCUAGCUCAGGCACAUCAGUACAUAAAGAGUUUUCUGUAGAAACUUCUACUGCAUCAAAAGAGGUGGUUUUUGUAAAGGAGGUGGCUCAAGAUAUCACCAAUGAGACCUCAAACUUUGCACCAUCUUCUUUCCAAGCAAAGAUUGGAGUAGAAUGUGCUUUGCAUUUACAAACAAGAAGCCCUCCUUCUGAGUCAAGAGGAGAUCAAAAUGACAAUUCACUAGUGUUUGUCAGUAUUAAUCCUUGUGGAGUUGAUGGUCACAUAUCGGCUCAUAUGGGCUUGAAUCCUGUUUCAAUCAGCCCUUCUGUUGAGUACAAUGGUGAACCUGAGUGGCAUUGGGAGACUAAGGUUCAUCUGCCUGUUGACCUUCUAGUAUCGACUGUUAAACGCUUAAUUUUCAAGCUGUGGCUAGAAGAAAAAGCUGCUCAUCUCAAGAAAAAUCACCAGAAUUCAUCAGCAACCCUGUUAGGAUUUUCAGCAGUUGAUCUCACUGUGUUGUCUGCAGGUUUGCCAUUCAUAUCUGGAUGGUAUAAUGUCAUGGACUUUUCUGGAGCUUGCAGGGGUCAAAUCAAACUUUCUGUUGAGCCACUGGAGAGUGUAUCUGCACUUGUUGAUUCAUCAUCACUGAUCUUCACAAAUGAUACUCAAAGUAACUCCCCACUUUCAAUGUUUGUGGCUCACUGUGCGUACCCUGACUUCCCAUCCCACGUGACCCAGUUUCCUGAUAUGAGAGUUCAGAAAGUGGUCCCGCAGCCUUCUGAUCAGGCCAUGUCAGCUGUCUUGAGUGGUUACCAACUUGUUCGUCAGCAUUGCUCUAGCAGCGGUUCUGACCAUCACACCAAGACUCCGGAACCAGUAGCUGGUAAUUCAAGAUUGAAAUCCUACACAACAUUACAAAGGGAAAAAGAUGCUCGUGUACUUGAAGCUUGCCCAUUAGAUGUCAGCCAGCAAGAUGUGGCUCCUACAGAGACAGUCUCUGCACCCAGUGCAUCACAACCCAUUGCAGAAGCUUUAGGAUCAGAAUCUUCUGUUGAAGUUGAGAAGGACCCGUCUGUCCUGUUGAGGGAAAAGCUGUCCGAACUUGAUUCAAUCACCAGAAAUAUCAAAGCAAGAGUAUUGAAUCGAGUGGAGUCUGCCAAAGCCUCUGGAUCUCCAGUACCUCCCUUUGGUGUCUCUUUGCCUGAGUGUACACACACCCACUCGGGGACUGCCCACAACCAUGUUGGUGGUGGAGGAGAUGAACCUGAGGACUCUAGAAGAGACGAAUGUCACGUUUGUGCUUGCCAUCAAACUGCAAAUGCUUGUAGUGAUGACAGAAGUGAGCCUAACAAAGAGAAAAAACUUCAGAAAAAUUCAGAUGCUUUUGGUGAUCAUCAGUCAGCGAGACCAGCACCUACUUCUUGGAAUGAGAGGAAUAGAGCUAUGCAAAAACAGCGCAGGAUGUGGGAAAGGCACGAAGAUCUCAUUGACUUUGGAACGUUGAGCAUGGAAGACGAAGAUGAGCAGCCCCCUCAUAACGAAGACGUAUCAGAGUGGCUCACAGAGGCAGCCCUGCAGCAAGUAUUUAAUCCAUUCCUUUUCAAUGAUAUCCUCAACAGCAUGAACUCCAGCCGUGGUGUUCAAGUGAUUGAGCUUGAUGACACUGAAGAUUCAGAUGACAACAAUGAUGAUGAAGCCUCAGCUCCUCACAGAGCCACAGAUGAUGCAGGGCCAGAUGUGCACUCAAAUUGUCAGAGAUGGGCCAGAAGAGGCGAUGAAACAUACAGGAAAGAAGCAGCUCACUUUCCCUCUAAUCACAUUAGAAGCAGCACUGCAGCAUGUGAUGCUGAUUCUGGUGUUGACGUUGAUUUGUCAGCAAACUUCCACCCAGGUUCCUGUAGAAAUACAGCUACACGACCUGAAUAUUACUCCUCUCAUCUUAGAGACACCAUGGGAACGCGGACUGCAAGUUCAGAAAGAGAGGAGUCCUCUUGUUCUCUUUCAUCACGACACCAGCAGUCUACUGUACCAUCAUCAGCCUCAGCCACUCCUUCCGAUUCUCCUCAGCACAUGCCCCAAAGAGAUAUUCACCAAAAUACUUCUCAAGGGACUCAGGGAAGGAAGUGCUCUGCCAAUUACUCAAAUCACCGUCAAAGGAAUUAAUUUCAAAAGGGAAAAAGAACAACAAAAUUGUUUUUACUUUAAAGAUGAUUUAUUUUUUCCUAUAAAUAAGGGAUCUAAGGUAAGAACUAUGUAUAUUCAGAACUAAAAGUACUUGGUGCUUAAUGUUGUAGUCAACCAAGAAUUAUUAGUUCCAUUAGCCUGCCUAUAGAAUUGUACAAAGUGUUUUUCUCUCUAUUUUAUUUGUGAGCAAUUGAAUUAAUUGAUCAUUCUGAUUUGUUAUAAAAUUGUAAAUCCAAGAUUUUUCAUGAAUUCAGAGACUUGUAUUUUUCUUGAUAUGAUUGAAUGGUUAUAAUUUUGUGGUUUCUACUGUAAGAAUAAGAUUUUUUUGCCAAAAGGAAGGCAGUCAAUACUGUUUCAAAUAAAAUGAAAUUUAUACUUA